AUGCAGACUGCUUCUACAAAUAUUUAUGAAAGACUGUGCAAUAAAUCCACCUGUGACAUUUCUUUGCUACUAAAUAUUCCACAGUCAACUGUUAGUGGUGUUAUAACAAAGUGGAAGCAACUGGGAACAGCAGCAACUCAGCCACAAAGUGGUAGGCCACAGAAAAUGACAGAGUGGGGUCAGCGCAUGCUGAAACGCACAGAAGUCGCCAACUGUCUGCAGAGUCAAUAGCUAAAGACCUCCAAACUUUGUAUGGCCUUCAGAUUAGCACAACAGUGCAUAAAGAGCUUCAUAGAAUGGGUUUCCAUGGCUGAGCAGCUGCAUCCAAGCCUUAAAUCACCAAGUGCAAUGCAAAGCGACGGAUGCAGUGGUGUAAAGCAUGCCACCACUGGACUCUAG
Molecule: messenger RNA, 399 nt
Organism: Staurois parvus
Lineage: Eukaryota; Metazoa; Chordata; Amphibia; Anura; Ranidae
Source: the annotation of a GenBank genome assembly